AUGUUUCUUGAGGUUUUAAUGGCUGAUGCCAGCCAGUUACAAGUCCUCGGCGUGGCAAGCAUCUUUGUUGGUUUGACAUACUUGAUGUAUGUCCGCUAUUAUCGAUACCAGUUUGUCAAUAGCAUUAUCAGAAAGUAUCCUGAUCCUAAUAUUGUGCUUGAGAAUCAUGAUAUUGCCAUGGAGAUUUACAGCAACAUCUUUCGCAAAGAAUUCCCAUUAUUUGCACGUUCAUCACUUGAAUUUGCAUUGUUCAAGCCGUUUGCCACACCCUCUGUAAGCAAGCUUCUUGUUUCCACUCGAGAGUUUCUGGACCGAUGCCCUCGUCGUGCUGAAGAUACAGAGCUCAUCUUAUCAGAGAUCAUUGAUGCAUACCCACGUAUCCAAAAUGAGAUGCGCAACAACCCUCACAUUUCGGAGAAGGAUAUAUGCCAGCAGUAUGAGCGACGGGAAGCAUCUAUCAAUCGGUUGAAUGAACUGCAUGGAAAGUACAAUAUCUCCAACGACGACUAUCUGUACACCUUGGUUUUGUUUGUAGCAGAGCCAAUUCGAUGGAUUAACAACUGGGAAUGGAGAACUCUGGAUAUUCGAGAAGUGAAUGCUAUCUUCAAGGUCUGGCAUGAAAUUGGUACCAAAAUGCACAUCAAGGACAUUCCGGAUACCUUGGAUGAAUGGUACGAGAUACAAAAGAAAUACGAAUUCACGUCUGUGACAUACCAUCCUGCCAACUGGAAGUGUGCCGAUCCAACGAUAAAGCAUCUAGGAAGAAGAUUACCCGGAUUUAUGCUUCCAAUGCUGUACAAGAUCUUGCCCUGUUUAUUGGAGGAUGGAGAAUGCAGAGCAUUUGGUAUCAAGACAGCGUCUAGUCUAAUGCGGUUAUUCUUCAACUGCACCAUAUUCACACGAGCCAUGUUUAUCAGAUACUUUUGCUUUCCACGGGAUAUGUUUGAUCUGCGUACGCCUUUCUAUCCCAAUGAAAAGGGAAGAUACAUGCCGCACUAUACAGUCUAUCAUCCAGCUAUCUAUACUGAAGGCUAUCGUAUUGAAGAGCUUGGCCCUGAAAAGUUCAUGCCAAAAUGUCCUGUUUUCCAUGGAACGCCAUCAUCAUCGUAA
Mucor velutinosus is the source of this 1110-nucleotide messenger RNA. RefSeq lists its product as uncharacterized. Lineage: Eukaryota; Fungi; Mucoromycota; Mucoromycetes; Mucorales; Mucoraceae. The record is from RefSeq and is a predicted model, not a curated record. The transcript has 3 exons. The coding region runs from base 1 to 1110 and encodes 369 amino acids. Gene Ontology annotation, molecular function: oxidoreductase activity.